This is a messenger RNA of Condylostylus longicornis, 6317 nucleotides long. It is a transcript of the gene Plc21C, whose product is annotated as 1-phosphatidylinositol 4,5-bisphosphate phosphodiesterase classes I and II. Gene Ontology annotation, molecular function: calcium ion binding; phosphatidylinositol-4,5-bisphosphate phospholipase C activity. The transcript is spliced from 21 exons. The coding region runs from base 2235 to 6158 and encodes 1307 amino acids. NCBI's taxonomy places the organism in Eukaryota, Metazoa, Arthropoda, Insecta, Diptera, Dolichopodidae. The record is from RefSeq and is a predicted model, not a curated record. Gene Ontology annotation, biological process: lipid metabolic process; phosphatidylinositol-mediated signaling.
UAUAAGAGUAUAUAGAGAGGCGGGAAAUAAAAAUUUUAUAAUGAAUUUAAUAAUUCGCUCCAUAAUGCUUAGGUGUUUAAGAAACAAAUUGAACAAUAAUUUUAAAAUUUCGUUUUAAAAUUGUAAUUUUUUUAUAUUAAAAUAUUAAUUUUUAAUUGAAAAUAAGUAAUCAUUUUUUAAUACAAUAUAAUACCUACAUCAAAAAAUAAAAAUAAUUUAUAAUUGUUUUGUAAACUGAAAUUAGUGUUGUGUGUCAAGUACAAUAUAGAAUGAAGAAAUUAAUAUAUGUGACUGAUGACAACCAAUAUUAUUGUGAAUGCUGUUGAAAUUAGGAAGUUGCAAGAAAUUUUAAGAUCUUUGAUUUGAACCUUUGAUGAUAUGGUAUACAAAAACAACAAAUAUAGAUUCUUAAGGACAUCAAGAGUAGAAAAAUAAUUUAAUGCAAAUAAAAAAAAAAAUAUAAAAAACAGCCGGACAGAAUUUCUUUAGAAAAUUCAAAACAGUACCACAACAAAUAAAAUACAAUAAAAAAAAAGAUGAAUGAAAAUUUUAUUUCAAUUCAAGAUCGACCGGCCGACCGACCAACAAGAAUUAUAUAUAAAAGUCGAAAAUCAUGCGAGACCUUUUAACAAAAUAUAUAAAAUUUUCAUUUCUAAACGUUUAUUGCCCAUGAAUUAAAUUUUGAAAAAGAAAAGAGACUAAACAAUAGUAUCCUUAAUUUAUUUUUUAUAUUCGUUAGCAUUUUCAUAUAUCCUUAUAUUUUAUAAAUCAUUUAUACAUUAUAUUUUUAAAUAUAUAAAUAUGCUAUACAUACGAGUAUGUCAUAUAUAUAUUCGUACGAGUAUAAAAGUAUACAAUAUUUAUUUUUUAACUUAACAAGAAUAUACCCAGCAGGGUACUUAUGAGUAGUUAUAGGAAUAACAGUCAUCAUCUUUAUAACUAUUUAUUAUAUAAAAAGUUAAAAACAAAAAUUGUAUAUAAAGGACAAUAACAACAAUAAUAGCAAUAAUGAUAUAAACAGGAUGUUUCGUAUUCAAGGUCGUAUACAAAGAGUUUUAUAAAUGAUAAAUUUCCAACUAAAAAUCAUUGAGGUUGUUGGUUUACCAUCAUCAAUAAAAAAUAAAAAAAAAAAAAACGCAGAAAAUAAAGGCAAGUGAAAAAUAACAAGUAAAACUCGCGAAUAUUUUAAAUACCAUGCAAAAAAUUUAUAGUAAAAUAUAUAAAAAAAAAUAAAUGAAUAUAUUAUAGUCCUGAUUAUUCCACUAUACUAUUAUUAUAUACAUGUAUACAGAAAAAAUUUAAAGUCAGUAAAGAAAACACAAAAAAAAAAACAAAAAAAAACUAAAUAAAUAUGUAAAAGUAUAAAGUUAAAAAUACAGAAAUAAAGUAAAAACACAAUAACAACAAUUAUAAACAACAAAAACAAAACAAAGCCAUAAAACAAGACAAAAAAAUGUUAAGACUGUCAUAAAAUAUCUAGGGGCGUACAACAUUUUAAAUUUUUAAAUAGAAAAAUAAAAUAUAGGAGUAUAACGAAAACAAAAAACGUAAUAAAUAUUAAAAAAAUAAUAAACAAAAAAAAAAACAAGAGAAUAUAAAAAAAUAUAUAUAAAAAAUUAAAAAACAAAACAAAGAAAAUCCAAUUGUAUCAGCAGCACAAAACAAAAAAUUAAAAACAGAAGCAGCAGCAGCAACAGCAGCAGUAGUAACAGCAACAACAGCAAUAACAUUAACAAUAACAGCAAAUAUAACCAAAAUAUAAAAAACACCAACAACGACAAUUAUUAAUAGUAACAAUAAUAAAAAAACAAAAAAAAGUAAACAAGCAUACCUAGUUUUACUCUACUCACCGCAUAUAGUUGUUAGCAAAAGAAAAAGAGAGAGCAAAGAGCGGCGUUGUAUAUAAAAACUGAAAGAAACAAAAAAAAAAAAAGACAAAUAAAUAAAAAUUAAAAAUAUUUACAUUUGUAACGAGGAUACGCGCUCUAUUUUGCAGUUUUCUCUUAUUCUUGUUCUUGUUGUUGCUGUUCUUCUUGUUUUUUUUUUUUUAUUCAUUUUCUUCAGUUUUUAUUUGCUUGUUAUUAUUGUUAUUUUCCACUGAGGAAAAAAAUUUUGUAACAUAGAAAAAGUUAACACAAGGGGCAACAAUAAAAAUAAAAAUAAAAAAAAAAUUAAAGAAAAUUUGUAAAUAAAAUAAUAAAAUAAACAAAAACAACAAAAAGAAAUAAAUAAAAAUGGCAAGUAAUAAUAAAACUUAUGUCACUGUUGGGCCUAUUGAAGUGUCUAAAGCUUUAGUAGAAGGAGAUAAAUUCAUGAAAUGGGAUGAGGUUUCUGAUACACCAGUUACAAUGAAAGUUGAUCCAAAAGGUUUCUUUUUAGUAUGGACAGAUCAAAAUAAUGAAAUGGAUUUAUUAGAUAUUGCAACAAUUCGUGAUGUUCGUACAGGAUCCCAUGCUAGGAAACCAAGAGACAGUAAAUUACGUCAAAUUGCAACAAUUGGAUCACAGGAUACACUUGAAGACAAAACGGUUUCAGUGUGUUUUGGUAGUGAUUUUGUUAACAUGAAUUUUAUAAAUUUUUGUUGUAUGAGCAAGGAUAUUGCACAGCACUGGACAGAUGAACUUAUGAAGUUGGCAUACAGUUUAGCUCAAUUAAAUGGUUCCACAAACAAUUUUUUACAGAAAGCUUAUACAAAACUUUGUUUGCAAGUGGAUAGAAGUGGAAAAAUUCCUGUUAAAAAUAUAAUCAAAUUAUUUGCCCAAAAUAAAGAUGAUCGAAAGCGUGUUGAAAAAGCUUUAGAUGUAUCUGGCCUACCAUCUGGUAAAGUUGAAGGUUUAUCAAUAUCAAAAUUUCAAUUUGAAGAUUUUUUUAAUUUAUAUAAAAAUUUAACGCAAAGAAGUGAAGUAGAAAAAAUUUUUGAUAGUAUAGUUGGUAACUCGAAACGUCGAUGCAUGACAACAUCUCAAUUAGUUGAUUUCUUAAAUAAAACUCAAAGGGAUCCACGUUUAAAUGAAAUUUUAUAUCCUUAUGCAAAUACAACAAGAGCAAAAGAAAUUAUUUGUGAUUAUGAACCAAAUAAAUUUAAUGCUGCAAAGGGAUUACUAAGCCUUGAUGGUUUUUUAAGGUACUUAAUGUCAGAUGAUAAUCCAGUUAUGGCACCGAAUAAAUUAGACAUUUGUGAUGACAUGGAUCAGCCAUUAUCUCAUUAUUUUAUAAAUUCAUCACAUAACACAUAUUUGACCGGUCAUCAAUUAACUGGUAAAAGUUCUGUAGAAAUUUAUCGUCAAUGUUUAUUAGCCGGAUGCAGGUGCGUUGAAUUAGAUUUUUGGAAUGGCCGAACUGAAGAACCCGUUAUUGUGCAUGGUUAUACAUUUGUUCCUGAAAUAAAUGCUAAAGAUGUACUAGAAGCAAUUGCUGAAAGUGCAUUUAAAACUUCUGAAUUUCCUGUGAUAUUAAGUUUUGAGAAUCACUGUAAUCCACGGCAACAGGCUAAAAUAGCAAACUAUUGUCGUGAACUUUUUGGUGAUAUGCUAUUAGAUAAACCAAUAGAUUCACAUCCUUUAGAAUCAAAUACAGAUUUACCUCCGCCAGCAUUAUUACGAAGAAAAAUUAUAAUUAAAAAUAAGAAAAAACAUCAUCAUCAUCACCAUCAUCAUCAUCAUCAUAAAAAAGCGGGUGCAGGAGGAGGAAGUACAAAUGUUGGUGCCGCAAUUGCAACAUCUACACCACAAGCAGUACAAAAUAAAUUACAAUCAUCAAAUUCAGUUGAUGCUGGAAGGCAGCAACAAGUAGGAGGCGCUGGUGGUAUUCCAAUACAACAAGAUGAAUUAGGAAAUUUUCAACCUGGUGUACAACUUGCUGGAACAAUAACUGGAAAUGGUGAUAUUGUGAAUCAUCCGCCAUCUCUACAGCAAAUUCGUCAAAGUUCAAAAGAUAGUACUGGUUCAUCAGAUACAGAUAGUACAAGUGAUGAAGAAUCAAUGCCAAAUAGUACAAUGAAUCCGCCAAGUGGUAAUGAACCACCAUCAGAAAAAUCACAAAAAGAAACAGAAGCUGGUGCAGAAAUUUCUGCUUUAGUUAAUUAUGUACAACCAGUGCAUUUUAGUUCAUUUGAAAAUGCUGAAAAGAAAAGUCGUUAUUAUGAAAUGUCAUCAUUUGAUGAAAAACAAGCUACUACAUUAUUAAAAGAACGGCCAAUCGAAUUUGUUAAUUAUAAUAAACAUCAAUUGUCACGUGUUUAUCCAGCUGGAACACGUUUUGAUAGUUCAAAUUUUAUGCCACAGCUAUUUUGGAAUGCCGGUUGUCAGUUGGUGGCAUUGAAUUUUCAAACAUUAGAUUUGGCAAUGCAAUUAAAUCUUGGAAUUUUUGAAUACAACGAAAGAUGUGGAUAUUUAUUAAAACCUGAAUUUAUGAGACGUACAGAUAGAAGAUUAGAUCCAUUUGCUGAAAGUACGGUCGAUGGUAUUAUUGCUGGCACAGUAUCAAUCACUGUUUUAUCUGGGCAAUUUUUAAGUGAUAAAAAAGUUGGUACUUAUGUUGAAGUUGAUAUGUUUGGUUUACCAGCUGAUACAGUUAGAAAAAAAUUUCGUACAAAAAUUGUUAAAGAAAAUGGUAUAAAUCCACUUUUUGAUGAGGAACCAUUCGUAUUCAAGAAGGUUGUGCUACCAGAACUUGCUAGUAUUCGAAUAGCUGCAUAUGAAGAAAAUGGUAAAUUUAUUGGUCAUCGUGUAUUACCUGUUAUUGGUUUAUGUCCAGGGUAUCGUCAUGUUACACUACGUAAUGAAGUUGGGCAACCUUUAACACUUGCAUCAUUAUUUUUAUGUAUUAUUGUUAAGGAUUAUGUUCCUGAUGGUCUUUCUGAUUUUGCUGAUGCACUCGCAAAUCCAAUAAAAUAUCAAAGUGAAUUAGAAAAACGUGAUAAACAAUUAGCUGUUCUUACAGAGGAUACUGAACCAAUCGCUGAUGAAGGACCAUAUCAAAGUACAAAUCAAGUAGAAAAAAAAUUAAAGACACAAGAAACAAUUUCUGGUAGUCCAAAACGUCCUAGUAUACCAGAAACAAGUAUAACAUCUGUUGAAAUACAAUCAGAUGGUCAUACAGGUGAUUCAGAACAAGAACAUUUAAUACAACCUGUAUCAACAUCAGUUCCAUUAAUUAGUCAACCAUCAUUGGAACAAACAUCAUCAAUAGCAAUAAAACAAUUAGAGACAACGGUAUCAAUAGAUUUACAAGAAAUUACAGCAGAACCGUUAGAGAAAAUUUUCGAACACAAAAGUAUUCGAGAAAAACGCUUAGAAAUGGAAAAAAAAUUGGAAUCAUUAAGAAAAAAACAUGAUAAAGAAAAAUUAAAAGUAGCAUCACAAAAAUCUAGUCCAACAGAUAGUUCAAGUAAAAAAUCGAAAUUUUUAUUUAUUAAACGCUUAAGUAGUAAAACAUUAGAUGUAACAGCUGAGGUACCCCCAUGUCCAGCUGAUAUUAAUGAAAGUAGUGAAGAUAGUGGUGAUAGAAAUGUAAGUGGUUCUAGUUCCGCUGGCGGAAUAACCCGUAGUCAAUCAGAAAGAUUAUUAGCAGUUUGUAAAGAAUAUUCGACAGCAUAUCGUGAAAUACAAGAGAAAUAUCAUGAAGUAAUUUAUUCGGCAGCUGAAAAAGUUUUACGAAAUUCACAAGCAAAUCAAAUGAAAACAUUAAAACAAUCAUUAGAUAAAGCAACACAUGAAGUUAUGGAACAAUUACAAGAAGCAAGACGUAAUGAUAUUAAAAGUUUAGCUGCUGAACGUAGGCCACGUGAUGAAUUAGAAAGAAUGAAACGAGAAGUUGCUAGUACAAUGGUAGACAGGGGAGUAGCAGAAAGAGUACGAUUAACAAAAGCCUAUAAUAAAAGAUGUGAAGAUUUACAAAAACAACAUGAUUUUGUUAAAAAUUCUUUAGCUGAACAUAAAGCAAAAGCACGGAAUAUUCUCGAAAAAGACUUAGAAUCAAGAUCAUGUGGCUCUUCAAGCGGUUUCUUGGUACUAUUUCAUACAACAACUCAUAGACCUGUAACAGCAACAUCAGCUUUAUCAAGUGAUGCAUUAGCUGAAGGAAAUGGAGCAAUCGGUGGUUCACAAUCCACUGGAAAUAGAAUUUCAAAUUCAACUUCUUUUACAAUGGAAUCAUAAUUUUUAAAUUAUAGCAAAUGAAUUAAUUUAAAAUUAUUUUCAAUUUAAGAAAUUCAACUAAAAAAAAAAAAAAAAUAAAAAAAUUAGUAGAAAUUUAAUAUUAAAUUAUUUUAACAGUAUUUGAACGAUUCUCAAAUAAAAAUGUAAUUUUAUUAGCUA